UCCAUUCUCUUGAUCUCCGUCUAUCAACUCGCCUCGCCUCGUCUUGUCCUCAGCGUCCCUCUGCCAUUUCCGACCUCGUCUCAGCUGUUGUUCCUGGAGCGGAGGCCCUAGCUUGGCUUCGAUCCCUGUUUCGGAGAUUGAUGCCACUUGGAGAAGCAUCGGGCCUUAGCGGGUCGCGAGGAUCGCCUUGGCAGCGGCGGCGGAAACCCUAGCAUCGGAUCACCCACGAGGCUCUCUCUGCAUGGUCUCCGGCCAGGAUCCGGUGGAGGCUAUCCUCCAUGCCUUCAGGGAUGCCCUCUCCCCGCUGGAGUCUGGGUUCCUUCGCGCCGCCAAGGAUCUGGAGUCCCAUUGGCUGAACUCGACGGACAGAUCCAAUAAUGUGGAGUCUCCGAAGAGAUGCCAUGGAUCGAUGAAGAGGAAGUCGGGCCAUGAUGUGGUGGCUACGGUUGUGACUUCCGAGGAGCGGAAAAGAAGCCCAAUUCAGGGCCUUCUCGGUGCUUUGUUUCCAAACGCUUCCCGCGGGGGCAGCGUCCGUGGCCGGGGAGGGAAUUCAUCCAAGACAGGUAGAGACGAAGAGGAAAAGAAUGGAUCUUGUGUGGAUUGCUCGCCCUUUGCGGUCACUUGGUCGAUCAUGCUCAACAGCUUCGUGCAGGCAUUUCCAAGGCCACUUAAAUCAUUUAGGAAAUGCUUUGGGGACCAAUGCCAUGACGAUGACUUCGUCUCUGAGCCUUGGCAUGGGAAACCUUCCGAGAGAGCUCCAUACAAGAUUGUGUUCUGGGACAAAUCCAAGAAAACGUCUUCGGCUGACAGAGAAAUGUUGCCUCUCGAAUUGAUUCUUUGCAUCGCAUCGGAAAGUUUGGUUCAGAAUCUUCAAAUGUUGAAUUUGCCUUGCCAGGGCAGCAGCCCUCAGAAAUUGAAUCAGCCAGUGGCUUCCAAGUCUUCCGGGGCUCCACAAUUUGAGCACUUGAAGAUGAUCAACGGGUUAAUUAAUGGAAAGAAGGCAGAUUUUGAUGGAUUCCUUUCGAAUCUGAGUUUUGCAAGGGUUGGAGGGGCACCAGCUAACUUCGUGGAGGACGAGAAUCAUGCCAACAGUGGUGAUAAGGAAGACACUGCCAGUAGCUCCCCGCAGAAUAUUGCCAGUGGAUUAUUGAACAUUCCAUUGUCAAAUGUUGAGCGUUUAAAAUCAACACUUUCCACUGUUUCUUUGACCGAGUUGAUUGAGUUCAUCCCCCAGCUGGGGAGGUCUGCAACUGACUAUCCUGACAAGAAGAAAUUGUUCUCAGUUCAGGACUUCUUCCGUUAUGCUGAGGUCGAAGGAAGGCGGUUUUUUGAGGAGUUGGAUAGAGAUGGUGAUGGUCAGCUCAACCUCGAAGACCUUGAAAUUGCAAUGAGAAAGAGAAACUUGCCAAGGAGGUACGCCAAGGAUUUUUUGAGGCGUACAAGAAGCUACUUGUUUUCAAAGUCAAUUGGGUGGAAACAGUUUUUGUCCUUGAUGGAGCAGAAGGAGCCAAAAAUUCUUCGAGCUUACACAACCCUUUGUCUUAGCAAGUCUGGAACACUCCAAAAGAACCAGAUUUUGACAUCACUAAGAAGUGCAGGUCUUCCUGCUAGUGAAGAUAAUGCCAUUGCUAUGAUGCGCUCUCUCAAUGUAGACAGUGAGGGAUCAAUUUCAUAUAGUCAUUUCCGCAACUUCAUGCUGUUGCUUCCUUCAGAAAGGCUUGAAGAUGAUCCUAGGAACAUCUGGUUUGAAGCAGCUACAGUGGUAGCUGUUCCCCCACCAGUAGAGAUAUCCACUGGAAAUGUUCUAAAGUCUGCUUUGGCAGGAGGUCUUGCUUGUGCACUUUCUACUUCUAUAAUGCAUCCUAUUGAUACAAUGAAGACACGUGUACAAGCAUCAACCCUUUCAUUCCCAGAGCUCGUGUCAAAGCUUCCAGAAAUUGGACUUCGUGGAUUAUACAGGGGUUCGAUACCAGCAAUCCUUGGGCAGUUUUCAAGCCAUGGAUUGAGGACUGGUAUCUUUGAAGCAAGCAAGCUUGUGCUAAUAAAUGUUGCACCAACACUCCAAGAGCUUCAGGUGCAAUCUAUGGCAUCCUUUUGCAGCACAAUCUUGGGAACAGCAGUUCGAAUCCCUUGCGAGGUUUUGAAGCAGCGGCUACAAGCAGGCAUCUUUGAUAAUGUAGGAGAGGCAAUUGUAGGUACCUUACAUCAAGAUGGUUUGAAAGGUUUCUUUCGUGGUACUGGUGCCACACUUUGCCGUGAGGUCCCUUUUUAUGUUGCUGGAAUGUGCCUAUAUGCAGAAUCCAAAAAGGUUGCACAGAACCUUCUUAACCGUGACCUGGCACCUUGGGAGACCGUCGCAGUGGGGGCUUUGUCCGGUGGGCUUGCAGCUGUGGUCACCACUCCCUUUGAUGUGAUGAAGACGCGAAUGAUGACGGCACCACAGGGCUUGCCAGUAUCGAUGCAAAUGGUGGCUUUCUCCAUUCUUCGUAAGGAGGGUCCUCUGGGCCUUUUCAAGGGAGCGGUUCCGAGGUUCUUCUGGAUUGCUCCUCUUGGUGCGAUGAAUUUUGCUGGAUACGAGCUAGCGAAGAAGGCAAUGGAUAAGACUGAACAUGUUCCUGAGUGAGCUGUCCGAUUUUGGUUCCCCUGUAAAGCAGCCCUCAUUUGGUAUAUCCUCCCAUGUUAUCUUUGGAUCGAGUUGAAGCUUCUUCUGUAGAAAUCCAUCAUCAGCUCAGAAGCAUGAUGAGCUAGACAAGUUGGAUAGACCGCGCCCCGGCUGUGCAUAUCCGGAUGGUGCUCUUCAGCAACUUUUUUUGUUUUUUGGGUGCUGCAAUCAGGAAUCUUUUGAGAUGGAUACUUGUCGGUGCGUACUUGAUCGUACGUGUAAUAAACGAAAUCCUAUGGAUCGAACUCAAGCAAAAUGUUCAUAGGUCUAAUUUCUUUUAGGUUCAUGCUUAACUACAAUAUCUUAUCGGUGUCAUGAUUUGUAGUUGUUAUUUGAUGGAUGACAGUAAUUAAUCAUGCACGGUGAUAUUUUGGAAAUGA
This is a messenger RNA of Musa acuminata AAA Group (dessert banana), 3042 nucleotides long. RefSeq lists its product as uncharacterized. Gene Ontology annotation, biological process: transmembrane transport. NCBI's taxonomy places the organism in Eukaryota, Viridiplantae, Streptophyta, Magnoliopsida, Zingiberales, Musaceae. The transcript is spliced from 7 exons. Gene Ontology annotation, cellular component: mitochondrial inner membrane. The record is from RefSeq and is a predicted model, not a curated record. Gene Ontology annotation, molecular function: S-adenosyl-L-methionine transmembrane transporter activity; calcium ion binding. The coding region runs from base 242 to 2623 and encodes 793 amino acids.